CAGUGCUUGGCCACAACUGUUGCAGCAGCAGCGGUGGCGGUGGCAGUGGUGCUGAUAUUGGGAAAGCAGUGUCAGGACAGCGGUGGCAGCAAGAGCUGCAGGACUGGCAGAGGGCAAGGCACCAUGGCCCUUGCUCUGCGCCUCUUCCUCCUGCUCCUCCUGGCAGUGGCCUUGACUGCCAGGGCUGCCCAGGCAGCUCCGUGGCGAGCAAAGGAAGCAGAUGAGCAUGCUGGGAAAGCUUCUCCAGCACCCUGGCUUCAUGAAGAUUUGCUGCCUCUGGAGCCUCCUGCAGUUACAGGUGUGUCAGCAGAUAAGACUUUUCAAGAACCUUUCCUGGUUGCUUUAGGAAAGCCUAGCUCCCAGGAAUCAGAUGAGCAUGCCUGGAAACCUUCGCCAACACCCUGGCAUCAUGAAGAUUUGCUACCUCUGCAGCCUCCUGCAGAUGUGUCUGCAGGGAAGAGACUUCAAGGUCCUUUGCUGAUUGCUUCAGGCAAGCCCAGCUCCCAUCACAUGGGUCUGCUGAGAGGCAGGAACAAACCUACAGGACCUAAGUCCCUGAAGGCAUCCAAACACUUGAAACCACUCCUGAGUGAUCUGGAGAGACUCCGUGAGUUACAGGGAAAGCCUGUGCUCAAGGAAGCAUUUCCCAGACGACGCAGUGGCACAUUGCUAGCCUCUACUGAAGGAAGUGAGGUCAUACCCAAAAUAGUCACAGGAGAUGAGCAUGUUAGGAAGCCUCCUCCAGCACCCUGGCUUCAUGAAGAUUUACUGCCUCUAAAACCUCCUGCAAGUGUGUCUGCACGGAAGAGACUUCAAGGUCCUUUGCUUGUUGCUUCAGGCAAGCCCAGCUCCCAUCACAGGGGUCUACUGAGAGGAAGGAACAAACCCACAGGAGAUAUUAAGUCCCAGAAGGCAUCCAAACACCUGGAUAAAAUCCGGAGUUACCUGGAAAUACACCAUGAUGCAGUCGGUGUCUCAAGACAUGAUAAAACUAUGUGGAAAAGGAUGAGAAGUGUUUUCUGCUGGGAAACACAUUGUUUGCUGAAGUUAAUGGCCAUUGUGGCUGGUGGGGCACUGCUCCUGAUGAUGUGUUUUGCCGGAAUCUGGUAUUGCUACAAAAGGAAACAGUGCUCCUGUGCAGAUACAGAAGAGCAGCCCAAGGGCACAGGCAGCGACAACUUGCCUCGUGACAGUUCUCCAUGUCAGUCCCCAUGUGCCCUGGCGUGGCUGCACCCCCGUCUGCGGUGCACCCCAGCCCCUCCAAAACGAGCAGCCCUGCCCCCGAGCCCCCUGGCCCUGCUCCCCGGCCCAGGCUGAAGUUGGGCAGCCCCUGGUUUAUGUUCAAAUAAAGAAGUUGCGUUUUCAG
Oenanthe melanoleuca is the source of this 1366-nucleotide messenger RNA. RefSeq lists its product as uncharacterized. NCBI's taxonomy places the organism in Eukaryota, Metazoa, Chordata, Aves, Passeriformes, Muscicapidae. The transcript has 12 exons. The record is from RefSeq and is a predicted model, not a curated record. Bases 124 to 1317 code for a protein of 397 amino acids.